Messenger RNA from Aethina tumida (small hive beetle), 2019 nucleotides. RefSeq names its product FAS-associated death domain protein. The transcript is spliced from 2 exons. Gene Ontology annotation, biological process: signal transduction. The coding region runs from base 98 to 709 and encodes 203 amino acids. Gene Ontology annotation, molecular function: protein binding. The record is from RefSeq and is a predicted model, not a curated record. NCBI's taxonomy places the organism in Eukaryota, Metazoa, Arthropoda, Insecta, Coleoptera, Nitidulidae.
CAUAACCAACCGUAGUUGUAUUUUCAUGUGCUGAUAAUAAUAAUAAUAUAAGAUAAAUUAUUACGUGUCCGAUGAUCGUAGUGAUUGAACUGCGAAAAUGGCAGGUACAACGUCUUUAGAAUAUAAGUAUCAAGAAAUGAGAAACAAACUUACAAACACACAAUGUUCAAGAGACACUCUUAAUUCAGUGAAAAUGUCUUUAUGGCGUGAAAUAAACUCAAAAAGAGAUCUCGACCGAAUAGAAACAAUGAAUGAUUUAGUUACGGUUUUGGAAAAACGAUUGUGUUUGCAUUCAGGGGACACACACCUAAUGGACGAUAUUGCAGACCUCAUGGGAAUAAGUAUUUUAACUAUACGACAGAACCCUCAACCCAGUAGCCCAGGACAUCCUUCAAUAUUCCAAGAAGUAAAUAGAGAUAUCCUGAUUAGAGUGCAGGAUAAAAUUUGCAAUGAGAUUGGCAAAUACUGGAAGGAAUUUGCUAGACAAUUAGGAAUUUCUGAAGGAAAAAUUGAUGAAUUGGACGCAAAAUUCAAAUCCAUAAGUGAAAUGACUCGGCAGGUUUUGCAAUAUCACAUCCAAACUUGUGAAAAAAAUAGACUGAGAACAACUAUUUGUGAUGCCUUAAUGAGGGCAAAGAGGAAUGAUUUACGAAAGGAAAUAGAGCAUAUUUUUGAUACUCAUCACUUGAUUUACCCAUAUCACUUUUAAUUUUAUUCAAAUAUUUUUUACUUCCUUUUUUAUAUACAUAUCUAUUAGGGUAAAUCAGUUGAUGAGUAUCAGAAAUAUGAUACAAGUUUAAUAUUUCCUUUGACAAUUUUGUUUCAUAAAAUCUCAUUUUUACUCUUUGAUAUUUUAAAUUUGAUUUAUAUAAAUUUUCUAGUCCUAAUAAAUUUAUGCAAGAAAAAAUGUUAAAAUCAAUUUUGACAAUAUAUUUUUGUUAAUGUAUUAGUAGUUGUACAAUUUAGUUUGUUUCUUAUAUUAACUAUAUUAUGUACAAAAAUUUAAUGACAUUAAAUAUAUUUAUACAUUCUUAAUGUAGUUUAUUUUCUCCUCUAUUAGUUACAAUUUUAAUAAAUAAAUAAAAAGUAUUUCAUUAAGAAACUAAAUUAUAACCAAUGUUAUCUAGAUAUUUUUAUUUAUAAGGAGAACUAAGAAGUUAUCAGUCUUAUCUAUCUCAUAUUAUCCUAUCUUGAACUUGAUCGUGAACUUGGAAAUCAUAGCAUUGUUCUUGGCGGAAUGUGCAAUAUGUCCCUCUAUUUUUCAUCAUUUCAACACUAUUUGACGUUCAUACUGUUAAAACAAUAUAUAAAUUUUUUUGUGUCAUUAAAAAUUAUUGUCAUUUGAAGUAUAUUUGGUUAUUUAUAACCAAUUAGUAUAUCAACCAACAGUUUACAUUAUUUUCUCCUACUACCUAAGAGUACAUAUUAAAUGAAGUUAACACUACAAUUAAUUUAUAAGUCUAUUGGGUAUUUCAGGGAAAAGAACUUAUGAAUCACAUAUAAAAUUCUAUUCCAUAAGGAAAUUAGGAAGCAGAUCUUGCAGUACCACCUCUAAACAUAUGAAGCAAAAAGUUAGAACUACAAUUGUGUCCUUAAAUGCGUCCCAAGAGAAGUGACUUGAGGAAAGUAGAGCAUUUUUUUUUUAUGUCAUUCAAAAUUGUCAUUUGAAGUGUACUGUAUUUAAACAAGACUAAAUUAAAUAAAAAUUAGUACCGCCCAUCGAUAAUCUACAUUAUUUUCUACGACUACACAUGAGUGCAGAAUAUAUCAAGUUAACACUGAAAAUAAUUUGCAAGUCAAUUGAGUAGUUCCGAGAGGAAGAAUAAGGAAGUGCAAUUCCAUAAGAAAAUUAGGAGGUAGGUCUUGCAGUACCACCUCGAAACAUGUAAAGCAAAUAGAACUACCAUUUGUGAUGCGAUCGAAAUAACUGGCUUGAGAAAAGUGGAGCAUAUUUUUGAAUUUUUGAUAUUAAUCUCUUGAUUUGCUUAAACAUUUAUUUUAUUAAAUAUUUUUAUUAUA